CAAAUGAUCCGACUCAUAAGAACGAGAUUCGGACAUUCGGGCCACAUGGUAUGUGGUAUUACCAUCGGGGUGUUACUCGGAUCCAAGGGCUAAAACAUGCAAGUUACAUCAUUUCUUCAGACAGCUAUUCCGCGAAUAUUAUAGCAGCUCAGCCUUUAUUGUUAGCUCGAUCAGCUUACAGUACAGAACGAUAAUGUUCAAGACAAUUUGGUUUCUGAAUCGAUUAAUACACAGUGGAGUGUCAAAACACAGAAGUGUUGUGAGGUUGUGGUCAAAUGCAGCAGACGGCGCUGUUGCUCCUCCAGCAGACUGCAGAAUCACAGCAGAGCAGGCGAUCAGAUUGUGGGCUCAACACUUCACACUGCACGGCAUUUCAGAGCCCCUUCUCUCUAGCCAGUACAUCAUAUCUCAUGUACUAGGCGAAAAAACUCUGGAAUGUGUGCAGAGGAAAAGGCUGAGAGACACCCUGACUGACAGGGAGAGAGAACGAGUGUGGGAAUUAGGCUCUAAACGUCUCACAAGGAUGCCUGUACAAUAUGUGAUUGAGGAAUGGGACUUCAGAGACCUGAACCUUAAGAUGAGGCCUCCCGUGUUCAUACCCCGUCCUGAAACAGAGGAGCUGGUUAAUCUGGUUCUAGAGGACCUCCGGUUGAUACGGGGGGAAUCGCACACGACUGAUUUACGAUGUCUGGAGGUAGGCUGUGGAUCUGGAGCCAUCUCUCUUAGUUUACUACGCAGCAUUCCACAGCUCAGGGUAUUUGCUUUGGAUCAAAGCCAGACAGCAGUAUGUCUUACAAUGGAAAAUGCAAACAGACUGGGUCUGCAGGACAGACUAGAUGUUCACCUUUUAGAUGUGAUUAAGGAUGCAGAUGCGAUACUGAGCAAAUGCAACCCCGUUGACUUUCUAAUCAGCAACCCUCCCUACUUGCUCAGUCAGGACAUGGAGACUUUACAAACCGAGAUACUCGGGUUUGAAGACCACAGUGCAUUGGACGGGGGUUUGGACGGGCUGUCUGUGAUUCGCCCGAUUCUGGCUCUGAGCUCGAAGCUCUUAACUCAGCGAGGGCGUGUUUACCUGGAGGUUGCCCCAUGCCAUCCUCCAAUCAUUCAGCAGCUGAUAGAGGAGAUGAUGCCGGGGUUGCUUUAUUUAGAAACCCGCUGUGACCUCACCAACAGGCCACGAUUUUGCAUUUUACAGAAGAAAGGAGAGGAUGGCUGAGAGAAAGGACAGA
Molecule: messenger RNA, 1232 nt
Organism: Sinocyclocheilus anshuiensis
Lineage: Eukaryota; Metazoa; Chordata; Actinopteri; Cypriniformes; Cyprinidae
Product: hemK methyltransferase family member 1-like
Exons: 11
Coding region: 194-1219 (341 amino acids)
Biological process (GO): protein methylation
Cellular component (GO): mitochondrion
Molecular function (GO): nucleic acid binding; protein methyltransferase activity
Source: RefSeq, a predicted model, not a curated record